AUGUCAAUCCUAGAUGUCUGUCGUUUGAAUAAAGUUGGAAUUGGGGCUCUCCUUGAAACAAAAAUCAAGGGAGAGAAGCUCAAGGUUCGAAUGUGCAACACUAAUCAAGAUUUUAGUCUUACUGUUGUGUAUGAUUCCAAUCAGUUGGAGGCUAGGAGAAUGGGUGGGAGGCCUAUUUCGGUGAAAGAACUAGAAGAUGCUAGACAGUGGCUUGACCUUGGUUUGGUGGAAGAAUUAAAAAUAAUGGGAUCUUACUAUACAUGGUCUAACAAUCAAGAAGAGGGAAAUCGUAUCUACUCUAAGUUGGAUAGGGUGUUCUCUAAUGAGGACUGGUUGGACUCUUUUCCUAAUGUUACUGUUGUUUCUCACUGGGAGGUGGUUUCAGACCACUGUGCUAUUCUUCUUAAGCAAAUAUCAGUUAAAAAUGAGGGGGUUCAACCUUUUUGUUUCUAUAAUAUGUGGGCUUCUCAUCCUCAGUUCAGGACAACAGUUUUGGCCAACUGGUCCAAAACUUUAAAAGUUGAGGGAUGUGGCUUGGAGCAGGUUGUUUGGAAGCUUAUCCGCCUCAAGCAUGUGUUGAAGAAGUUCAAUUGGAGGGUUAUUGGAGAUGUGGUUAGUAACUAUGAGAAAAGUAAAGUUCGUUUUCAACACGCAAAAACUAACCUCUAUAAUGACCCGAAUAACAGUUGUUUGUGUGCUGAAGAAAGAGAAACUUUUCUAGAGUUUAAGAGACAGGAGAAACUUUAUGCCAGUUUUAUUUCUCAAAAGAGUAAGAUUGAUUGGCUUCAUUUUGGUGAUGAAAAUUCCUCGUUUUUUCAUGCUAGUCUGAAGAAAAAAAAAGUUGCUAACAAGAUUGUGUCUUUUGUUUCUGAUGGAGGUCAAGUUGAAGAUGACUAUCAUAAGCUGGAGUUGAUCAAACCUUUUUCCAUUCAGGAUGUUAAAUCUGCUAUGUUCAGUAUUAAAUCUAUAAAGAGCCCUCGCCCUGAUGGCUUUGGGGCUGGCUUCUUCAAAACAUUAUGGAAAGAUAUAGUCAAGGAGGUGUCCCUGGCAGUGCUUGAUUUUUUUGAAACCGGGUAUAUUCCUAAGUUUCUAAAUAAUACUAUCUUAGCUCUCAUACCUCAGGUCGAUAAUCCGGUUAAUACUGCUGACUAUAGUCCUAUUGCUUGA
This is a messenger RNA of Humulus lupulus (European hop), 1167 nucleotides long. RefSeq lists its product as uncharacterized. Lineage: Eukaryota; Viridiplantae; Streptophyta; Magnoliopsida; Rosales; Cannabaceae. The record is from RefSeq and is a predicted model, not a curated record. The transcript is spliced from 4 exons. Bases 1 to 1167 code for a protein of 388 amino acids.